Messenger RNA from Volvox carteri f. nagariensis, 984 nucleotides. RefSeq lists its product as uncharacterized. The coding region runs from base 1 to 984 and encodes 327 amino acids. The transcript has 5 exons. Lineage: Eukaryota; Viridiplantae; Chlorophyta; Chlorophyceae; Chlamydomonadales; Volvocaceae. Gene Ontology annotation, biological process: lipid metabolic process. The record is from RefSeq and is a predicted model, not a curated record.
AUGAGUAUGACUGAUUUACCUCAAAGGCUUCUCAAGCUACAUGGCUUCAUACUUGUGGCCCUGGUGUAUUGCGUGGUAGUUGUGAGGCCGCUUCGACCUGGACUUCCAAGGCUGCUCGCAAGCGUGCCCGCAUUUCUGGUGUUCAGCCUUUGCCCGCUGCUAGUCAAAGAUAGCGCACUUCUUUCAAGUGCCGUGGCCCUGACUACCACAUGGGUGGCCAACUUCAAGCUGUUGUCGUACUCGGGUGGCCGCGGCGCGUUAUCACAUCCUGGGAUCCGCAGCGGCCUGCAAUGGGGGGCCCUUUUGCUGCUGCCCUUCUUCCCUGCCAAAAGCGGCCGCACUCCCGCCUCAACCUCCAGUCGUGGACUGCUCCUGGGCCUCCUGCUCAAGCUGGGCGUGUACCUGGGCCUCACUGCGGUGCUGGUGGGUGUGGAGCUGUCAGCCCUGGCACGUCACCUGAUAUACGCUGUCCACUUUUGGAUGUUUGUAAGCCUGUGCCUGGACGCCGCGAUGCCGCUAGGCAGCCAGCUCCUGCCGGGAAUACCGCUGCAGCCCGCCAUGGAUGCGCCGUACAUCGCCACCUCCGUACGGGAGUUCUGGGGCCGUCGCUACAACCAGAUCGUGUCGGCGACGCUGCUGGAGACCGUUUACAAGCCGAUUGUGGAGGGGCGGUUUGCCUGUGGUGGCAGGCUGGAGGGCAGUUUCCGCAUGCUUGGUUUCUUCCUGCUCCAGCCGGUCAUUAUCUUGGCUCAGGACGGGGCGAGUACGGCAAUGGCCAAGUGGGUUCCGGAGCAGCUGUCCGGCAGUCUGGCCGCCAGGGCGCUGCAGACGGGCGUGACGCUGGCGCUGGUGCUGGGCAGCGCGGAGUGGUUCUGGGCCCCUGUGGAGUCUUGUGGUGCGGACAAGCGAGCCCUGGCAGAAGUGGAUAGCGCUAUGAGGUGGUUGCUGGCACGAACACGGUCGCCGGAACUUCUGGCGCGGUGA